CUGAAUGUUUGAAAGUGGCGGGCAGAAACAAGAGCUCUUCUCUGGUCCUAGUAAACGAGCAAAGGAUUAAAUUUUAUCCAGUAACAUGUAAAAUUAAUUGUUACACGAAAGUAAAUGUUUACGUUUUUGCCUCGUGUUAGUGUUUUCUGUUGUUAUACAGGAUUUGUCAAUCUACUUUUCGAAAUAUUUGAUCAUUAGCACUGAAAGAAACUUGAAAAGUUGUUGAUUGGAAGCUUUCAUCAUGACAAAUGAGGACGGGAAAGCGAUCCCGGUGCGGGUUGCCUUGCGAUGUCGCCCACUGGUACCUAAAGAAGUCAACGAGGGAUGUCAGUGCUGUCUUACUUAUGUGCCUGGGGAGCCACAGGUGAUUGUUGGCACAGAGAAGGCAUUCACUUAUGAUUAUGUGUUUGAUCCCUCUGCUGAACAAGAAGAAGUCUUCAAUACAGCUGUGUCCUCCUUACUACUAGGUCUUUUCAAAGGCUACCAUGCUACAGUUCUUGCAUACGGACAGACGGGAUCAGGAAAGACCUAUUCGAUGGGAGGAACAUACACAUCAGCCCAGGAGAAUGACCCUUCAGUUGGAGUCAUUCCCCGAGUUAUCAAAAGGAUCUUUGCAGAGAAGGAGAAGAGAACUGACUGUGAAUUCUGCCUGGCAGUCUCCUAUCUGGAGAUCUAUAAUGAAGACAUUUUAGAUUUGUUGUGUUCAUCUAAAGAUAAACCUGCCCUCAGCAUUCGGGAAGACCCUAAAGAUGGUAUUAAGAUUGUUGGGUUAACUGAGAAGCGGGUGUUUACUGACUAUGAGAUGGUGGGCUGUCUGGAGCUUGGAAACUCUGCUCGCACCGUGGGCUCCACAGCCAUGAAUGCUGCUUCUUCACGUUCCCAUGCCAUCUUCACUAUCACACUGGAGCAGCGCAAAGGGCUAGACAAGGCAGAUUCAGUUGUUUCAAAACUGCACCUUGUGGAUUUGGCUGGUUCGGAGAGACAAAAGAAAACGAAAGCAGAGGGUGAUCGAUUGAAAGAAGGCAUCAGCAUCAAUCGGGGCCUUUUGUCUCUGGGUAACGUGAUCAGUGCCUUGGGGGAUGAAAGCAAAAAGAACACCUUUGUUCCAUACAGAGACUCAAAGCUCACCCGUCUGCUACAAGAUUCUUUGGGAGGCAAUAGCCACACUUUGAUGAUUGCAUGCGUCAGUCCUGCUGACUCAAACAUGGAGGAAACCAUCAACACACUGCGAUAUGCUGACAGAGCUCGCAAGAUUAAAAACAAACCUAUUGUUAAUGUUGAUCCCAGAGCGGCUGAAAUGAACCGACUGAAACAGCAGGUUCAGGAGUUGCAGGUGAUGCUACUGCAUGCACGAGGAGGGGUAGCUCCUGUGCUCUCUGGGCCGGAGUCGGCAGAGAAUGUAACUAAACUGCUGGAAAGGAAUCGCGCUCUGCAGGAUGAGAACAAUAAGCUGAGCAGAGAAUUGAGUGAAGCAGCUGGACAGACGGCACUCAUGUUUGAGAAAAUCAUAAUGACGGAACAAACCAAUGAUAAACUGCAAAGCAAACUGGAGCAACUUCAGCACCAUGCAGCAUGUACAGUUAAUCUUGAGAAAGUGUUGGAGACACUGGAGGACCAGGAGCUGAAGGAAAACGUUGAGGUUAUGAAGAACUUGCAAGAUAUAAUCUUGGAGCUUAGGAAUGAGAGUGCAGACAUCGCUGCUUCUAUCGACGCCAUGGCUGCUGGAGAAGAAGCACCUGAGGUGACUGGAAGUGGUGGUAAAAACAAAGCAGAUGCUUCCCCAUCGGAUGGCACUGCGUUGAAGGAUUCCCCAGAGGGCUUUACAGCGCAUCAUGCACUGCGUCAAGCCCAGCUCUCCAAAGAGCUGAUUGAACUCAACAAAGUGUUAAGUUUGAAGGAAGCUUUUGUGAAGAAAAUGUGUGAGAAUGAUGGUCAGUUGGAGGAGGUGCAAUCAGAGCACCAGAAAAAUGUCCAAACACUGCAAUCUUCAGUGGAUUCGUUGCAGAAGGAGAAGGAGGAUCUCAUUCUGGCUCUUCAGUCUGCAAAGAAGGACAUUAACCAGGCAAAGCUUAGUGAGCAGCGAAGGAAAAGACUGCAGGAGCUUGAGGCCCAGCUUGUGGACAUGAAGAAGAAGCUUCUUGAUCAGUCUAAACUGCUGAAAGUCAAAGAAUCUUCUGUUCAGAAAGUUAGCAAGCUCGUGCAAGAGAUACAGGCUAUGAAGACCCAGCGUACACAACUAAUGAGGCAGAUGAGGGAGGACUCUGAAAAAUUCAGACAAUGGAAGAGCAAGAAGGACAGGGAGGUCCUGCAGCUAAAGGAAAAGGAUCGUAAAAGACAGUAUGAGUUGCUAAAACUUGAGAGGGAUUUCCAGAAACAGGCCAACGUCCUACGACGUAAAACUGAAGAGGCAGCAGCUGCAAACAAGAGACUGAAGGAUGCCCUGCAGAGGAGAAAUGAAGUAGCAGAGAAGCGCAAAGAUGUUCACAACAGAGGCAUCGAGGGAGCUGCUGCACGAGUUAAGACGUGGCUUCUCAAUGAGGUGGAGGUGAUGGUUAGCACAGAGGAGGCUCGACGCCACCUCAGUGAUUUGCUGGAGGACCGAAAGGUGUUGGCUCAAGAGAUCAACCACCUCAAACAGCAGAUCGAGGCUGGGGAGAGACCUGCGCCAAAAAUUAGGCGUCGGACACUGAUCAUCUCUGAGCUGGAGACCCAGGGGGCGCUGGAAACCCCUCUGUCUAAACAGGUGCAAAACUUGGAGACAGAAAUGGGCCUCAGGAAUGCCCAAAUAGCUGACCUGCAGCAGAAAGUGCUUGUUGCAGAUGGCGAGGGACGUUUAAAACAACGUAUAGAUGGCAUCACAAGCAUAGUUGAUGCCAAGAGUGCACUCAGGGUCCUUAUGUCUGAGCUGGUGUCAGCUAAAACAACAUGUGCCAAGCUGGAAAGUGAGGUGAAACAGGAAAAAGGAAACGCACAAGAUUUAAGAAAGAUGCUCGCUGAUGAGAGAAAUGUGAUGUCAACAAUGGACAUGGAGCACCAGCAUCAGCUGGUUGAACUAGAACAGAGGCAUCAAGAGAAGGUUCUUUAUCUCCUUAACCAGCUAAAGAGCAAACCAAUAUGUAAAGAACCAGAUGAGACCAAACAGGCAGAUGAGGCCAAGUCAAAGGAGAGGGAGCUUCUCCAGCGCCUCAAAGUUCAGGAGGAAGAGCUUGAAAAGCUGCGAGUGUUAAGUGAGCAGAACCAGAAACUGGUGGAGCAGAAUGACCAAUACAGACAGAAAUUUUCCUUAAUUCACCUUGCAAGUGGGAAGAAAGCCAUUCUGCCUACAACCAACAAUGAAAGAAGCCCAGAUGACUCAUUUGAAUAUGUUCCUCCAAAACCUAAACCGAAGCGCAUCACCACCGCUAAACCUCAGCUCAACAUGGACAUCGACUUAGCAGACCUGAUGUCACCCAGUGAGGAUGAAAAAGAAGAGGAAGCGGACGAGUGGCGACCUGAGAAGGGACGAAGAGUCUCAAGGAAACCCAAAUCAACUGGGUGUGCAUGUAAAGGUCGCUGCAGCAACAAGCAGUGUAGGUGCCGAAAAGGGAAGAUGACAUGUGGGGAGAACUGUCAGUGUGAUCACAAGAAAUGCCGAAACUUGGAUAACCGGGUGCCUGCUGAGGAUGUAAACCACUCAGAAAGUGUUUUCAGAGACUCUGCAUCCCUCCAGGACCCGACAAACAACAGCCCUGAAAACUGCACUUUCUUUAAGCCCCCAUCUUGCACUCCCACAAAGAAGGUGCUAAAGGAAAUCGGAGACAUGGGUCAGAGCACUGCAGAGCUGAAACCUCUUUUGGCAGAUGAAGAGGGACUGGAAGAUGAGGAGGAGGUGGAGGAAGACAGAACAACAGCCAGCUUCCUCAAAAAGAAGAAGCGACUCCUGACCAGCUUUCAAAACAGUUUUUUCUCCGGAUGUACUCCAAUUAGAGAGGAAUCCUAAGGACAUGUGGUAGACCUUGUUUAUAUUAGCUGUUUGUCUUUUUUCCCCAGUGUUUUUAUGUUGUAUGUGACUAAACUGUUGUGUACUGUAGUGUGAAAUUAGACACACUUUUAUGUGUUUGUAGAGGUAACAAGAGGACUGAUUGGCUUUGAAUGAGUUGCAGGAAUUCACAAUGACAUGAACAAGGAGCUUGUACAUAACUUAGUUUUUCACUAACAUGGAAUAUCAACACACACCAUCUAUUAUCAGACUCAAGGUUUUCACUGUUUUUAGUGUCAGAUUAAUAAAGUCUUAAAGUCAAAUCUUGA
Messenger RNA from Melanotaenia boesemani (Boeseman's rainbowfish), 4287 nucleotides. It is a transcript of the gene kif4, whose product is annotated as kinesin family member 4. Bases 242 to 3979 code for a protein of 1245 amino acids. The record is from RefSeq and is a predicted model, not a curated record. Lineage: Eukaryota; Metazoa; Chordata; Actinopteri; Atheriniformes; Melanotaeniidae. Gene Ontology annotation, molecular function: microtubule binding; microtubule motor activity; ATP binding. Gene Ontology annotation, biological process: microtubule-based movement; mitotic spindle organization. The transcript is spliced from 31 exons.